AUGGAUCAAUCAUCUAUUACACAUGAUUUUAGUAUUUCAUCGAUAUUGACAAUUGGUUUUGGUGUUGCAGAUCCGAAUAAUGAUCGUCAAUCAGAUUCUAGUUCAAUUGAAUCCUUCGAACAAUUAUAUUUUAGUAAAAUACCAUUUAAUCAAAUAGAAAAUAUUGAUCAACGUGUGAUCGAACGUUGGUCAUCAAUUGAUCAACCUUCAAUGACAUUUUAUCGUGUUUAUAUGCAAGAUAAUUCUGAUAAUUUCUAUCAACCUGUUACUGAAAAACGUUUACAUUCAUUUAUUGAACAAUCAAAAGCAAUGGAAUAUGUUGAUCUUGAAAUGAAUUUUUUUUAA
Molecule: messenger RNA, 345 nt
Organism: Rotaria sp. Silwood2
Lineage: Eukaryota; Metazoa; Rotifera; Eurotatoria; Philodinida; Philodinidae
Source: the annotation of a GenBank genome assembly